Molecule: messenger RNA, 948 nt
Organism: Carlito syrichta (Philippine tarsier)
Lineage: Eukaryota; Metazoa; Chordata; Mammalia; Primates; Tarsiidae
Gene: PRSS41
Product: protease, serine 41
Exons: 5
Coding region: 1-912 (303 amino acids)
Biological process (GO): proteolysis
Molecular function (GO): serine-type endopeptidase activity
Source: RefSeq, a predicted model, not a curated record
AUGAAGGAAUGUGGUUGGGGGACUUGUCUCCAAGGCGCCAAAAGCUCGAAGCCCUGUGGCCACCGGGAUAUCCACGCGCUGGUGAUGGGCGGAGUGCAGUCCCGGAGCGGGCAUUGGCCGUGGCAGGCCAGUCUGCACUUUCAGAAAAUCCCCCUGUGUGGAGGCAGCCUGCUCAGUCACCGUUGGGUGCUCUCGGCUGCACACUGCUUCAAUAAGAACCGUGAUCCCUCCCAGUGGAAAGUUCAGUUUGGUGAGCUGACUUUCAAGCCAUCUUUCUGGAACCCGUGGGCCUAUGCCAGUCGUUACAGGGUGCAGAAUAUCAUUGUGCAUCCCCACUACACUGGACUUCCAGCCAAUGAUAUUGCACUAAUUGGGCUGGCCUCCUCUGUCACUUAUAACAAGAACAUCAAGCCCAUUUGUGUCCUGUCCUCUACCUUCAUGUUCAAGCACCGGCCUGACUGCUGGGUGACUGGCUGGGGAGUACUCAAUGAACAACACGCAUCUCUGCCUCCUCCCUACAUGCUCCGGGAAGCUCAGGUCAUGAUCUUCAACAAUACCAGGUGUAACUACCUGUUUGCACUGCCCUCUGGCCGUGGUAUGAUAAAAGAUUCCAUGUUUUGUGCUGGUGCUGAGGAUGGCAGUGUAGACACCUGCAAGGGUGAUUCAGGUGGACCCUUGGUCUGUGACAAGGACGGACUGUGGUAUCAGGUUGGAGUCGUGAGCUGGGGAAUGGGCUGCGGUCAUCCCAACCGGCCCGGUGUCUACACCAACAUCAGUGUAUACUUCCACUGGAUCCAGAUGGUGAUGUCCCGCGGUGUGCCCAGGCCAGACCUCUCUCAGCUGCUGCUGCUCCUUGCUCUGCAGUGGGCUCCUGCACUCCUGCAGCUGAUCCAAGGCCACCAGAGCCUAUGAGGCAGCAUUGGCACACUACCCCCAGACUGCGGGCAC